AUGAAGCGGUCUCAGGAGUCGAGUGGUGAUGAGACCAGGCAAACUCAAAAGACUAAGACGGAGAAUAAGGCAGAAGUGCGCUCCUCUCCAAUAUACUUGACCACCAUAGAAGAUCUGCCAAGUGAAGAAAAUGUUGAUACAGUAGGACUACGAGACCUUAUUGGUCUUGAAGAUAUGGUUUCGAUGUUUCAAUUCAACUUCAUGUUCACCUUGCCAUUCAUUUUGGAAAAACUUCAUCCAAGGGCUAGAUCAGUUGUGAACUCUUAUUUUAUAUACGGGCGAAAGCCAAUUGGUGAUGACCAUACGGGUGACAUGCUCCGGGCGGAGAGAGAAGCUUUUGGUAGUAAGCAAAAUAUAACAAUAGAUGGAGAAACGUUGAUGAACGCGUAUGCUACACACCACACCAAGAUGAUGGUUUUAUUUUUCAAAACAAAAGAUGGAGAAGAAGAAGCGCAGGUAGUUAUUCAUACUGCAAAUUUGAUCGAAUUUGACUGGUCGAACAUGACCCAAGGUGUAUGGAAAUCACCGCGACUAAAGUUAAAGUCACGCGGUGAAAGCACGAAUUCUGACAGCUCUUCGGUUGGUAUCAAAUUUGGCAAUGAUUUCUUGAAAUAUUUACGAAAAUAUAGGAACAAGUCUGCGAAAUUAGCGGCAGAGAUGAUCUCAAAAUAUGACUUCUCACCUGUCGAAGCUAUAUUUGUCGCAUCUGCACCAGGAAACUACAACACCAAUGACCCUGAAUAUGGUCAAUGGGGCAUUGUCAAGCUACAGAAAGAAAUUGCCAAAUUCUCAAAGUCGUCAGAAAAUGGCACCGAAUCAAGAACCGGCUACGUCGUUGCACAAGUGUCUUCGAUUGCAACUUUAGGGGCUACAGAUUCCUACCUGGGUCCAAUAGUCACUAAUGCCCUGAACGGCAGACCAUUUUUUGAUAAAGUCACUGAAAAAACGAGUCCACUUAAACUCAUAUUUCCCAGUGUUGAAGAUGUGGCCGAUUCUCUAGAGGGAUACGUUUCUGGCUCGUCAAUCCACUUCAAACGACAAUCGGCCCCUCAACUCAAGCAGCUGGAAUACAUGAAACUGCUCCUUCACAGGUGGCAUGCUUUAAAGGCUGGCCGUCAAAGGUGCGCUCCACAUAUAAAAACUUAUACCAAGGUUAUCAAUAAUGGCCAAGAGUUGGAGUGGCUCCUCCUGACGUCGGCCAACCUUUCUAAGCAUGCGUGGGGCACCGUUAACAAGACGAAGGCAAACCACUGGAUUCAGUCUUGGGAAUGCGGAGUUUUGAUUCAUGCCAAUGCCUUUCGUGGCAAAAAUAACUCUCUUGUUCCCGUAUACAAAUCUAAUAAUUCAAAUGUGGAGGGUCAAAAGGACAAAAAUACCAUCUGCGUAAGAAUGCCCUACGACCUUCCGCUGCAAAAGUACACUCCUAGAGAUGUUAUUUGGUCAGCCAACGAGAACUAUACUGAGCCUGACUGGCGAGGUAAUAAGUGGAUUCUGUAA
Messenger RNA from Sugiyamaella lignohabitans, 1497 nucleotides. It is a transcript of the gene TDP1, whose product is annotated as tyrosyl-DNA phosphodiesterase 1. Lineage: Eukaryota; Fungi; Ascomycota; Dipodascomycetes; Dipodascales; Trichomonascaceae. Bases 1 to 1497 code for a protein of 498 amino acids. Gene Ontology annotation, cellular component: nucleus. Gene Ontology annotation, molecular function: double-stranded DNA binding; single-stranded DNA binding; 3'-tyrosyl-DNA phosphodiesterase activity. The transcript has a single exon. Gene Ontology annotation, biological process: double-strand break repair; single strand break repair. The record is from RefSeq and is a predicted model, not a curated record.